AUGGAGGUCUUGGGGCCUCGUCUUCUAAACUCCAUAGCUCUCGCGAAGGAGACGAUGGUCUGGUCCCGUAUAGAACUUCGAAACAACGGCGACGUCAGUCGGGUAAAAUAUUGGAUUGAAGAUGAUGUGGUCUAUUUCACUAUGGAAGCAGGUGACUCCCAUGUCCAUUGCGAAUCAGAGAGCUUGGAACUACGAGCUACCAUGGAUGGUUUGGCUUGA
This is a messenger RNA of Haemonchus placei, 219 nucleotides long. The record is from the annotation of a GenBank genome assembly. NCBI's taxonomy places the organism in Eukaryota, Metazoa, Nematoda, Chromadorea, Rhabditida, Trichostrongylidae.